Molecule: messenger RNA, 2817 nt
Organism: Cryptococcus deneoformans JEC21
Lineage: Eukaryota; Fungi; Basidiomycota; Tremellomycetes; Tremellales; Cryptococcaceae
Exons: 11
Coding region: 64-2688 (874 amino acids)
Molecular function (GO): zinc ion binding
Source: RefSeq, a predicted model, not a curated record
GCCGCAUCAGUCACUUCCAUCUCACCCUAUAAUUCUCCCUCUCCCCGUACUCCCGCCAUACAGAUGCGGCCGCCGACUGUCUCGCAUUCUGACAUCCUGCAUACAGCCGGCACCACCAAACACAAGCAAAGGAAUCCCGACAACAGCAACGACUCGGGCUCGGACGCUUCAAUCCAAGCACUCGAACACCCACCGGUUGUACGCGGGAGAAAGGAUGCUCCUAUAAUCAUAGACGACUCGGACAGCGAACAAGAUGCCCGUCGGCCAGCGAAGAGAGUGAGACGGGAAGACGCCCAUCCAACGAUCCCUCGUCCGUCUGCGAGACAAGCACCGCCGCCGCAUCGCAACGUCUCUUCGCACGCUCAGGCGCACAGAGUGCACGGAUCUCCUUCAACUGCUGGUCCAUCGGAAGUUUUUUCAGCUGAACGACCUGCACAGCCCGUCGCUGGUCCGCCUAAAAGGCGUUUAGCUGACCAACCUGAACAACCUGUCGCUGGUCCAUCCCGGUUGUAUGCAUCAACAACAGUUUUGAGCCCACCUUCAAUUCGCAGAACGAAGAGCCACGACGGAAAGGUCCACGAGAGCCCUGCUAAAACUCCCCGCGACAAACGGGCUAAACGGGCUGGUUCCCGUGCUCCAGUGCUAUCUGAGACUGUACCGUCCGCACACACCCCUAGGUCGUUUUCCGGCCCCAGCCAGUAUGCUGCACCGGCUAGUUCCCCUGCGCCUCAUGGGCUACCUCCCGUAGAGUAUUUAGACGACGAAGAAGAAUUGCUCGCUCCACCGAAUCAUACUCCUGCCCCCACUUCAUUUCCUGCUGCUCCGGUUGUGUUACCACCAUUAGACCCAGCACAUUCCGAUGUCAUCCUUCGCAAUGUGCUCGAAAUCCUCCCAGACCUCGAGCCGGAAUGGGCUUCAGCGGAGAUUGCCAAAUACCACGCUUCAGGCCAUACCGACAGGCUUGCAGAGGCCAUCGUUGAUCGUGCGCUAGAGCUAAAGGGAGGAUAUCCGAAAAUGAUUGAAAAGGCAAAAGAGAAAAAAAAGGAAGAAAAACCGGACGAUGGCUACAAGUUGAAUACAUAUAGGCAUGCUCAACGGAGCGGACCGCAGUACUAUGCUUUGGCUACCCAAUACCUUGAAGCCGAAUUUUCUCUAAUACCCACUACAUAUAUCCGUUCGACAUUUGUCAAAACUUGUGGGAGUCUUUUCACUCCAGCGUAUUAUCGCCUACUUGCAGACAGCCAAUCAAACCCUAAACCCUAUAUUGAGCUUCAAAAACCUCGAAAAUCAAAAGGAAUUUCCCUAAUGUCGGGUGUCCGUCUCGCGGGUGAUGGAGGAGAAAUGGAAUUUGAGAGAGAACUGGCAUGGCUGGAGGAAAGACUCGCCAAGGAAAACGCAGAAAAGGAGGAAGCAGACAGAAAGCAAAAGAUCAUUGAUGAGGCUGUCGCCAAUGGGCAUGGGAUAGAGUGCGGAUGUUGUUUCGGCGAUGAGAUCUUGGAAAACAUGUUCCAAUGCGCAGAAGGUCAUCUCUUCUGCAAAGAGUGCACCAUGAGGAAUGCGGAGACGAAACUCGGCGAGCAACAAAUCACCAUCACCUGCAUGGAUCUUUCCGGCUGUGAAGCUCCUUUCCCCGAAUCUGAACUUGGCCGUGCUCUUUCCGAUAAAACUUUCAGCUUGUACCACCGCCUCAAACAAGCUAAAGAAUUAGAACUUGCCGCAAUCGAGGGUCUCGAAAGCUGUCCCAGUUGCCCUUAUUCUGCCAUUAUUGAGAAUCCGGAUGAGAAGCUGUUUAGGUGUAUGAACGAGAUUUGCGGGCAAGUCACAUGUAGGAAAUGCAGGAGAAAGGAACAUAUCCCCAAAACUUGUGAAGAGAUGGACAAGGAACGAAAUCUUGACCGCCGACAUGCAGUAGAGGAUGCCAUGUCUACAGCUCUUAUCCGAAAUUGCCCCAAGUGUACAAAACCAUUCAUCAAAGAUUCAGGAUGUAACAAAAUUGUUUGCACGACUUGCAGGACCAUGUCAUGUUACAUCUGUCGUAAAAUCAUUAAAGGCUAUGAACAUUUUGAUCGUCAACGUCCCAAUUAUAAUGCGGCUCCGGACAAAGGAAAAUGUCGUCUGUGGGAUUCUGAUGCCAACCCGGAUGAGGAAGCUAUCAGAGCAGCGAGAGACGCAGCGGCGGCAGAAGUAAUGGCUGCAGCAGCAGCCGAAGGCGAUCAAGUCAAUGCAGAAGAACUCAAUGUUGACAUGCCUGAAGCUCGCCCCGGCCAUUCUGCCAUCGGGAACCGUCACUUAGCAAUACCGGCCAAUAUACCCGAAGCGAAUCGUUUAGCUGCGCUCUUGCCUAAUGAUGUCGAUAUCCAACCUAUACUGCAGCUUGACGCAAGACUGAGACAGUUGCGUCAGGAGCGGGCAGACCGAGCCAACCAAAUUCCGGCCGCUCAGCAGCAUGCUAACGUUGCUUUGAACAAUUAUAAUGGACAUAUCAGACAACACGAGGAAAACAUCGCUCGGAUGAUCAACGCUGCCUUGGCUCGUGCUCGUCCUGGUGCGCCUAUAGUACCACCCGCAGGCCCCGAGUUCAGGCCGGCAGUCCCGGUUAUACCAGCAAGAGCUGCAGCUGAUCCAGCUGCAAGAAUUAUCGCACCUUUGCCGGCGAGAGCGGCAAGAAGAGGUGGAGGUAGAAGAUGAUCUUAUAAAAAAUUAAGUCGCUCUAGAUUAAAAAAGAGUCAUACUGUUGUAGAUCUACUAUACGUAACGUGAUUUUAGCAUUUUUUCUUCUAGGUAUUCACGCUAUGUUCAUUAUCAUUGUUUGGCAUG